Messenger RNA from Salvia miltiorrhiza (redroot sage), 4908 nucleotides. RefSeq lists its product as uncharacterized. Lineage: Eukaryota; Viridiplantae; Streptophyta; Magnoliopsida; Lamiales; Lamiaceae. Gene Ontology annotation, biological process: DNA integration. Gene Ontology annotation, molecular function: nucleic acid binding; RNA-DNA hybrid ribonuclease activity. The transcript has a single exon. The record is from RefSeq and is a predicted model, not a curated record. Bases 1 to 4908 code for a protein of 1635 amino acids.
AUGGCCCAGCGAUGGUUCCACAAUCUGAGAAAUAAUUCUAUAUACUCAUACGAUGAUCUUCACCUCAUGUUCAUGAGACAGUUUGCCAGCGCAAAUCGGGUUGGGAAAACACCCAUUUCCUUGAUGGACAUCAGGCAGGAACCACAAGAAACACUUCGUGAAUAUGUGGCACGAUUCAACACAAUCGCGUUAGACAUACCAGGUGCCGAAUCUCAGAUUAAGUGGUACGCUUUCGCUAGAGGGUUAAAACAAGGCCCACUCUUUGAGGCACUCCAGAUCAAGCCGCCGACCAGUUUCGAAGACAUCAUGACAAUAAUACCGGGAUACCUUCAACUGGAAGACGCUAAAAUGGCAAGAAAGGCAGAGGCCGAUAAGCUCAAACCUAAGAAGCAAGACAGCGCAGACGCUGGAGAAAAAUACAUCCCGAGGAAUCCCUACCGAGGUCUACCUCCCAGAAUCCCAACGAUAGCCAUCGAAGCUGGAACAGGUUCAUUAAUCACGGCGCAGACAGAGAAGAGGGAAGAGCGCGGUGGUUACCGAGAUGAUUUGCAAAAUCCAACUCAAUGGAAUCGUCACAUAGACGAAAUUUUCCAUCAGAUCAAAGAGGAGAAUUAUUUCAGAGCUCCAAAAGAUUACCAACCCGGAGCCCCAGCCCCAGGCAGGAACAAUUUGUUAUGUGAAUAUCAAAACCGUUACGGUCAUCUCACCCGCGAAUGCGGACAUUUGAAGCAUCAGCUGGAAAUUUUGGUCAGGAAGGGGUUCUUGGAUCAAUACAUAGAAAGACCACGAGGCUCAUAUAGAGAGAACCGUUACGAUGAACGUAGGGAUGAUGAGCGGCGCCGACGGGAUGACACCCGCCGCGACCAUGAUGACAGGGAAAGAAGACACAGACAUGAGGAGAGAAGGGAAAAAAGAAAUCAUAGACGAGACAGCCAGGAUAGACACAACCCCGCAAACCACGCCCAGUAUGACAGAGAGGUACACAUGAUUACAGGAGAAAAUAAUAUACCAACAUCUAACAGGGCCAAAAAGCAAUUAGCCCGCACGGUCAGGUCUGGAUACUAUGACAAAGCUGUCAUGACAAUCAACACCGCGCCCGAUGAACCGAUAAUAUCCUUUGGACCAAAGGAUGCUAGGUCUCUAUUCUAUCCUCAUGACGACGCCUUGGUAUUUUCUGCCAACGUGGCCAACGUAUUGGUACACCGCAUCUUUGUUGAUUCAGGCAGCGCCGUCAACAUCUUAUAUCUAGAGUGCUGGCAGGCAAUGGGUUUGGAGGCUAAGCUAGAGCCCGCUGUGGCUCCUCUUUAUGGGUUUUCAGGGGAAUCAGUCCUACCGGUGGGAAUAAUUGAAUUGCCAAUGACGAUAGGGCAACCAUGGGGAAAAAAGACCCGAAUGGUCAAGUUCUUGGUCAUCGACGCACCGAAACCCUCUUACAACAUGAUCUUUGGGAGACCGGCACUGAACUCUUUUAAAGCAAUCAUCUCUACUCUUUACUUGAAGAUAAAGUUCCCCUUGGAAGGAGGCAAAAUUGGUGAAGUGUGGGGAGACCAGGCUGUGUCGAAGAAAUGCCAUGUACAAGUAUUAACUCAAUACUCCGGACAAAAAUGGGAAAGGUCAGUACACCAGGUAGAGGCAAGCAAGAAGGGAAAAAUUGGAGUGAUCACGGCUUCAGAGCCCGAGCGGAGAGAGAUCGCAGAGCUGCAAGGGAGAAAUGAUAAAAUACCCCUCGUCACUACCAAUGAUACGUGCAUAGUUAUUGAGCUUUUCAAGGAUAAGGAGGGAUUUACUACCAAAAUCGGGGCACAUAUGGAGCCAGAAUUGCAAAGAAAGGUAAUUGCUUGCCUGCGCAGAAAUGCUGACGUAUUCGCGUUCACUACGGCGGACCUGAAAGGAAUCGACAGAGAGCUAGCUGAGCAUCGUUUGAACGUGGAUCCCACGAUCAAGCCAGUCAAGCAAAAGACGAGACACUUCGAUACUGAAAAGGAUGCUGCUAUUCGAGAGCAGAUACAGGCGUUGUUAGAAGCGGGACAUAUCAUAGAAGUGCAAUACCCGGACUGGGUGUCAAACGCUGUUAUGGUGGAAAAGAAGGCUAAGACUUGGAGGAUGUGUGUGGACUACCGGGACCUCAAUGCAGCCUGUCCAAAGGAUUGUUACCCAUUGCCACGGAUUGAUCAGUUAGUAGACGCAACGUCAGGAUGCGAACUUUUGUCAAUGAUGGAUGCUUACCAAGGGUACCAUCAGGUUAAGAUGUACAGGAACGAUGUUAUUAAAACAGCAUUCGCAGUCUGCGCAGGGAUCUUCGCAUAUGUGAGUAUGCCAUUUGGACUAAAAAAUGCUGGGGCUACUUACCAGAGAAUGAUGGACAGAAUCUUCAAAGAUCAAUUGAAAGAGAAUGUGUCGGUCUAUGUAGAUGACAUGCUGGUACGCAGCACUGAAGCACGCACACAUGCGGACGACUUGGAUGAAAUCUUCUCGGUGAUACGAAGACACAAGCUCAUGCUCAAUCCGGCUAAAUGUACUUUCGGGGUGCAGUCGGGAAAAUUCCUGGGAUACAAGGUUACGCCUGAGGGGAUAGAAGUGAACGCAGACAAAGUUAGAGCUAUUAUUGACAUGACGGCGCCGCGGAACAUCAAAGAGAUACAAACACUGAACGGACGAAUAACUGCACUAAGUCGAUUCAUAUCGAGGUCAGCAGAAAGAAGUCUGCCCUUCUUCAAAAUUUUGAGAAAGGAAAGUCGAUUCGAGUGGAGUAGCGAGUGCCAGCAAGCCUUCGAGGAACUCAAGGAAUAUCUCAAAGGACUACCCGUCCAGACCAAACCGAUACCGGGGGAGCCACUAUAUCUAUACACUUCGGUGGGGGUAGAAUCUUUGAGCACUGUGCUAGUGCGGAAGGAAGGGGGUACGCAGAAGCCAGUUUAUUUCGUGAGCAAAAUCAUCCAAGGAGCGGAGAUCAGAUACACCGCAGCGGAGAAAACAGCUUACGCUAUCAUGAUCACGGCGAGAAAGUUGCGCCCAUACUUUUUAUCACACAAAGUUAUCGUCAGAACAGCGCUGCCUUUUCAACAAAUCCUGGGGAGGCCAGACCUCGCAGGAAGAAUGGUAAAAUGGGCCAUUGAGCUGGGCGAAUAUGACGUGGCGUUCGAACCGCGUACAACCAUUAAAGCACAGGCCUUAGCUGACUUCAUUCAAGAGACCACGAGAUGGCCGUUGCGAGGACCAUGGACGGCGCAGGUCGACGGUUCCGUCACCAAAGAGGGGUGCGGAGUUGGAAUAUAUAUUGAAUCGCCAGAGGAUGGAACCUACCAGUUUGCGAUCAAGUUCGAGGACAAGUUGUCAAAUAACGAGGCAGAAUAUGAGGCAGUGAUAAGGGCUGCCCACAUCUUGAAGGAGCUCAGAGCAGACACAGCAAUAAUCAAGACCGAUUCGCAACUGGUAGCCCAGCAGUUGAGAGGCGAAUGUGAGGUUCGCGAUGACAGAAUGAGAGCUUAUUAUGAUCGGAUGCAGCAACUCAAGGAAAAGUUUGAAGAACUGAAAAUAAUACAAGUACCCCGAGAAGAAAAUCGAAGGGCUGACUUGCUAGCAAGGAUGGCCAGCGCCGUUGAACAAUCAUGGAAUGACGAAAUCACACUCUUGUUUGAACCAAAGAAGAGCCCAGGGAUUCAAGUCUACGCCGUCGAAGUGGGGGAUGAUUGGCGAGCCCCAAUCAUUCAUUUCUUACGUACAGGAGAAAGAAUGGAGGGAGACACAGCAAAAUACGCUAGAUAUGAGAACUUUUGUUUGAUCAGUAACCAGCUUUAUAAGAGAUCUUUCACAAACCCGUUCCUUAAAUGUUUAUCAUCGGAGGAGGCAGAAUUCGCUCUAAAGGAAAUCCAUCAGGGAUGCUGUGGAAACCAUGCAGGAUACAAAGACCUGACCAGAAAAAUCAUCAGAGCAGGUUUUUAUUGGCCUGGCAUCGACAGGGAUACCAAAGCUUAUGUAAAGAAGUGUGAAUAUUGCCAAAGACAUGCGCCAAGAAUUAACGUCCCGGGGGAAAAAAUGGGGGUGAUGUACUCGGCAUAUCCUUUCGACAAAUGGGGAAUUGAUAUCAUGGGUAAACUGCCAACGGCGCCAGGAGGAAAAUGUUUUUUGAUAGUGGCAGUAGACUAUUUCUCGAAAUGGGUGGAGGCAGAGGCUGUAACAAGGGUGGAUGAGGCCACCGUCGAAAAGUUCAUCUGGAAAAACAUCUGUUGCAGAUAUGGGGUGCCCAGAGUUCUAAUAUCAGAUAAUGGAGCACAGUUCACUAGUCAAAGAAUCGAGGAUUUUUGUUCAAGGAUGGACAUCGAGCAGAGAUUCGUCUCAGUAGCCCAUCCCCAAGCCAAUGGUCAAGUCGAGCUGGCUAACUGCACUAUCUGUGAGGGAAUCAAGAAAAGAUUAGAAAAAAGCAGAGGACGAUGGGCAAAGGAAUUGGACACGGUCCUGUGGGCACUGCGUACCAGUCCCAAAACAGCCAUAGGAGAAGCCCCGUUCACUUUGGUUUAUGGCUCAAACGCGGUCAUUCCAGCAGAGGUAAGGUUAGAAUCACAUCGAAUUUGUACAUAUGAUCCGGCGCAGAAUGAAGAACUGCGCAGGCUGGAGCUGGACCUCAUAGAUCUAAAGCGAGAAGAAGCCCAGGUCAAGGCUGCCAAGUACAAAAGCAUCAUUAAAGCAGGGUAUGAUAAGAAGGUCAAGCAGUGCCGAUUCCAGAAGGGCGAUCUGGUACUCAAGCGCGCGGAUGCUCUGAAAGCUACCGGGAAAUUUGAAGCUAACUGGGAAGGACCAUAUAUCAUCACCGAAGUCUUAAAAGGCGGAGCCUAUCAUCUAUCUGAUCAAGAGGGGAGAGCUCUCGAGAGGCCGUGGAACAUCAAUCACCUCAAGAAAUUCUAUGUGUGA